Messenger RNA from Hyaena hyaena (striped hyena), 1799 nucleotides. RefSeq names its product pseudouridylate synthase 7 homolog-like protein. Gene Ontology annotation, molecular function: pseudouridine synthase activity; RNA binding. The record is from RefSeq and is a predicted model, not a curated record. The transcript has 7 exons. Bases 28 to 1194 code for a protein of 388 amino acids. Gene Ontology annotation, cellular component: nucleus. Gene Ontology annotation, biological process: pseudouridine synthesis. Lineage: Eukaryota; Metazoa; Chordata; Mammalia; Carnivora; Hyaenidae.
UUUACUCUACGGAAAGAAAAUCUGGAAAUGUUUGAAGCAGUUGGUUUCUUAGCUAUGAAACUUGGUGUGUUUCCUUCAGAUUUCAGUUAUGCAGGCCUUAAAGACAAGAAAGCUGUCACCUAUCAAGCAAUGGUUGUUAGAAAAGUGACUCCAGAGAGGUUGAAAAAUAUUGAACAAGAAAUUGAAAAGAAAAGAAUGAAUGUGUUUAAUAUUAGAUCUGUAGAUGAUUCCCUUAGACUUGGUCAGCUCAAAGGAAAUCACUUUGAUAUUAUCAUCAGAAAUUUAAAAAACCAAAUAAAUGACUCUGCAAACCUGAAAGACAGAGUUUUGGAGGCAAUAGAAAAUGUUAAGAAUAAAGGGUUUGUAAAUUAUUACGGACCACAGAGAUUUGGGAUGGGAAGGAAAGUCCACACCGACCAGGUUGGAUUGGCUUUGCUGAAGAGUGAAAUGGUGGAGGCUGUAAAAUUGUUUCUUACACCAGAAGAUCUGGAUGAUCCUGUAAAUAGAGCAAAGAAAUAUUUUCUUCAAACUGAGGAUGCGAAAGGCACUCUUUCAUUGAUGCCUGAAUUCAAAGUCCGAGAGAGAGCAUUGUUGGAGUCCUUGCAUCGCUUUGGCAUGACGGAGGAGGGUUGUAUCCAAGCGUGGUUCUCUUUUCCUCAUUCUAUGCGCAUAUUCUACAUUCAUGCAUAUAGUAGUAAAAUUUGGAACGAGGCAGUAUCCUACAGACUUGCAACGUAUGGGUCGCGAGUAGUCGAGGGCGAUUUGGUCUGUUUGGGUGAAGAUGUUGACGAUGAACAUUUCUCAAAUAGUAAAGUUCAUCUAGUAACUGAAGAAGAGGAAUCAGCCAACACAUAUGCAAUACAUCAGGUGGUUCUUCCAGUGCUUGGCUACAACAUUCAAUACCCAAAAAACAAAGUAGGGCAGUGGUACCAGGAAAUACUUAGCAGAGAUGGACUACAGACAUGUAGGUUUAGAUUACCUACUCUAAAACUGAAUGUUCCAGGAUGCUACAGACAGAUACUGAAAUGUCCCCACAAUGUCUCAUACCAACUAAUGGAAGAACAUGAUACUGAUGACAAAAUGGAAGGUUCCCACAUUGAUGAAACAACUUUAUCUCUUUUGAUCUCUUUUGAUCUUGAUGCUUCAUGUUAUGCUACAGUCUGUCUGAGGGAGAUAAUGAAGCAUGACUUUUAGAACCAUUACCCUUGAUCUAAUCAUACAUGUCAUUCUUUAAAAGAGAGGGAGCUAAAUCUUCUUGAGCAUCUACAUUUGCCAGGAGCUUUAUAAUUGUUAUCUCCUGUAAUUACAACAAAACGUCCGAGGAAGCUGGAAUUUGAUGCUGUGGUUCCAGAGGACAUAGAGCCAGUAAGUGGCAGGGUCUGAAUUUAAGACACCAAAGCCUAUGGUCUUUCUAUGAUCUAAUGUUUCAGCAGUCUUUAUUCUGUGCUAUAAAAUAUAUAGUCUUUCUGGACUAUUCAGAGGAUACAAUACUUACAUUUUCUUAACAUGUAAGAAAAACAUGUUUGGAGUAAUGUUGCUGUCCUCUAGCUCUUUGCUUAGAAUGUAUAUGAAACAAGGUUGUAAUGAAAGCAUAUGGUUGGAGAGAAAGUUUAUGUUAAUGAAACAUUUUGUUAAUUAUUAUUGUCUUUCUCCACUUUUUGAAAUUAUUGAUCAGACUAAUACAUUAGGGAACUAUAAUCCUUCUAUUUAUGGUAGCUAUCCCAGGGUAGUUUACCCCUUUAUGAGAUGAAUAGUCUUCAGUGAAGACUGAAAUAUAAUUUUUCAUACAAUUUCCUUAU